Messenger RNA from Triticum aestivum (bread wheat), 2040 nucleotides. Its product is annotated as TSL-kinase interacting protein 1. Bases 347 to 1534 code for a protein of 395 amino acids. NCBI's taxonomy places the organism in Eukaryota, Viridiplantae, Streptophyta, Magnoliopsida, Poales, Poaceae. The record is from RefSeq and is a predicted model, not a curated record. Gene Ontology annotation, cellular component: nucleus. The transcript is spliced from 7 exons. Gene Ontology annotation, biological process: pattern specification process. Gene Ontology annotation, molecular function: chromatin binding.
CCCUCCUCUCCGGCGACCACCACCGUGCCGGACGCCGCCGCCGCCGCCUCCUCCUCCCCGUCUCCCCCGCCACCCGGCGCCGCCCCGCCCCGCCCCAAACCGCACCCAGGCGGGAAGGGAGCGGCACAUCGAUCCGUAUCAUUCUUCCCCCCGAACCGCGCCCGCGACGAGAGGAGCUCUGCUCCUGGAUCCCGCCGGUUCCUCCCCGCAGUGCCCCCGGUCGCGGCCCUCCAGCGCGCUGCGCCAGGGAAAGGUUUAAUACCUGCAGGAAAGGUGGAAGUCUUCUACGGCUGGAUCAAUAUUGAACCUGAUAGAUAGUGCUACUGCCGACGAAUAUCAGGGAAUCAUGAAAGCUCCUCAGCAGCACCGUAAACCAACUGACACAGAAGCAAACGUCAAACUUGGUGUUAAUAAGAUGCAUUGCCUGAAGCCAGGCAAAUAUACCCACAAAUCACCAGGCAAUGUUGGGGCUAAAUGCAGAACAGGAGAUGGUCAAUCAUUUACUGGCAGUAAGAUUGCAUUGAAGAGUGGUAGCUCUAUGGAAGUACCAUUUCUCAACUUGACAAACGUGUCUGCUCAACCGCCAAAUUAUUCUGGAAAAAUGAAGCUUCAGUUUUUUCCAAUAGAUGAGGCGAUUCAAAAGGUUCUACAGCAGGAGAAACACAAUCCUUACCUGGAGUUGACUUUGGCUCCGCGAAAGAAGAUGUCCUCAAUUGUGCAACAUCUGAACACAAAAUGGGGCCGUUCUAGUUGUGCAAAAGGCGACCUCAUGCUCUUCCCAUACAGUGCUAGACCGGAUAGCAUAGCCAGCAGUAAAAAAUGGACCCUUAAUGAUUCUUGCACUGCUGCUGAUGUUUAUGUUGCUGUUGGCAGCCCUUCAACAUUCCGUUUAAGGUAUGGUUGGUUCAAGCCUAAUUUGAAGCAACAAACCAGUGAAGCUUCCUUGGCACCAGUGCACUCUGCAGAAAAGACUUUGGGCGACAAACCUUCACAUCCUUUUGAGUUUCCAAGUAAAUUUGCCAGUCCAUCCGUUGAGUGUAACACAGAGAAGACCGUGGUGGAUAACAACCAAAGCAAAGCGACACCGCUUUCAUGGAUUGACAGCAUAUCCAAUAUCAGUUUUGGAGCACUGCUAUCGCAGGCUGUGCCCUCUCAAGACAGCAAGCAACCGCCUUUGCAAAACAGCUCGAUUUUCCAGCAGCAGAUUCCUGCCACGUGCGAUUCAUUCGAUGCUGCCAUUGCUUCCUUGAUUGCUCGCCAGCAAACAAGCAACCAGCCAAAGGUGUCAAAUCCAUCCCCCUGGGAAGCAGAUGAAACCUGCCAUGCAUUCCCUCCUCCCCGGAAUCAAAAUUUAUCCAGGGUGCCCUCUUGUGGCCCUGGCAACAGCAGUGCUAUUAUUACCUCAACUAUCCUUGGUUCCAUUGCUGAAUCCGGUACAGACGGCGACCACCAGCAACACUGGCUACCAGCGCUCUACCGAAGGCACGAAAGAGGGACCAAGGCCCCCUCAGACACCACCAGGCCUGGGCAAUGAUGAUGAUGAUGUGAAGCCUGAUGUGUCGUCGACGGUACCAUUUAGAUUUAGGGCCUUAUUAUAACAGACAAACAUCGAUAUCUUUGAGAUGCUUUGCUUUGCUUUCUCUUGCACGUAAUUGUUGAUAGGUUUUUUUAUAAAUGGUUUACUUUCAGCCUGAAUCCACGACCGGUGAUGGUUCAUUUUACUCUAGUCUUUUGAGUGGAACCGACGGUUUGGUACCGAACAGCUUGGAUGCGUUCCCGAAGUUAGUCUGUUUCGUAAGGCUUGGAAGUUUCAUAUGCAAGACCUGAAGUAGUUACAGAUCCUGUAAAGAUAGAUCAGAUCAUCGUGCUGCUUCAGUCGGAAUUGAUUACCUUGGGCUUACUGAAGCCGAUUGUGCAGAUAGAUAAAUCAUCCAACGACACAUGUUAGUCGCAUAAACUUUUUUUCUUUUCUUACUGGUCGCUACUUGCGAUUUUCGAAAUUGUCCAUAAUCUGCUCGGUCACUCACCAUUUUCUCUGCA